Messenger RNA from Tuber melanosporum (Perigord truffle), 1029 nucleotides. RefSeq lists its product as uncharacterized. Gene Ontology annotation, biological process: glucan catabolic process. The transcript has 8 exons. The coding region runs from base 1 to 1029 and encodes 342 amino acids. Lineage: Eukaryota; Fungi; Ascomycota; Pezizomycetes; Pezizales; Tuberaceae. Gene Ontology annotation, molecular function: hydrolase activity, hydrolyzing O-glycosyl compounds. The record is from RefSeq and is a predicted model, not a curated record.
AUGCCGGAUAUACUCCUACUACAACGACGACGAGCGAUUGUACGGGAAUCUGAUCUCCACCUUGGCGAUACUGGCUCUGCGUGCUCAGGAGCAACCAAGUUCAAGUACUUUGGGGGUGAUUUUAACCAGGCUGGCGCUGAGUUCGCUGGCAGUGUUAUUCCCGGCCAAUUGGGGACCCACUACACCUGGCCUAAAACUAGCAGUAUUGAUUACUUCCUCGACCUCGGGAUGAAUACUUUCCGUAUUCCAUUCUCGAUGGAGAGGUUGGUUCCGCCUGCCCAAGGUUUAGCUGGAACCAUGGAUGCUACAUAUCUUGCAGCCUUGAAGAAUAUUGCCACCUACAUCACCGGAAAGGGAGCGCAUGCUAUCAUCGAUCCCCACAACUACGGUCGCUACAAUGGCGCAAUAAUUACCGAUACCGCUGCCUUCGGUAAAUGGUGCAAGAACAUCGCCAGCGAGUUCAAGUCGGACUACAAUAUCAUUUUCGAUACCAACAACGAAUACCACGACAUGGACCAGGAGCUCGUCUUCAACCUUAACCAAGCUUGUAUUAACGGAAUUCGUGCUGCCGGCGCCACUUCGCAAUUGAUCUUGGUCGAGGGCAACUCGUGGACCGGCGCUUGGUCCUGGGUUUCCAGUGGUAACGCAGCAAGCAUGAUCGACCUAGAGGACCCUAACGACAACAUCGCAUUCGAGAUGCAUCAAUAUCUUGACGGCGACUCUUCCGGAACCUCCCAGAAUUGUGUAUCCUCAACUAUUGGUGCCGAGAGACUUACCGCCACUACGAACUGGCUCAAACAUAACGGGAAGAAGGGAUUCCUUGGUGAAAUGGGUGCUGGAAGUAAUGAUGCAUGCAUCGCCGCUGUAUAUGGCGCUCUGUGCCACAUGCAACAGGCCGGCGGUGUCUGGAUUGGGGCUCUUUGGUGGGCUGCUGGGCCCUGGUGGGGAAAUUACUUUCAGAGCAUCGAGCCUCCAGAUGGUGCUUCGAUCUCUAGAAUCCUCCCGGAGGCUUUGAUGCCGUUUGUUUAG